This is a messenger RNA of Neolamprologus brichardi, 877 nucleotides long. RefSeq names its product H2A.X variant histone family member 1 (gene h2ax1). Gene Ontology annotation, cellular component: nucleosome. Gene Ontology annotation, molecular function: protein heterodimerization activity; DNA binding; structural constituent of chromatin. Lineage: Eukaryota; Metazoa; Chordata; Actinopteri; Cichliformes; Cichlidae. The record is from RefSeq and is a predicted model, not a curated record.
AGAACGCUUUCUGGUUUAUAGCGCUAUAUUCACGAAUGCAUUACGUAAAGCUCUAAGGGCGUCAUUGUACGGUUGUUAUACUGUUUCCACGUCGUCAAUAGCCACAUUAUCAAGGAUGUCUGGCAGAGGAAAGACCGGAGGCAAAGCCCGAGCAAAGGCCAAGUCCCGCUCCUCUCGAGCCGGACUCCAGUUCCCGGUGGGUCGAGUCCACAGGCUGCUGCGCAAAGGAAACUACGCGGAGCGGGUCGGCGCCGGGGCUCCAGUGUACCUUGCGGCCGUGCUGGAGUAUCUGACUGCUGAGAUCCUGGAGCUCGCAGGGAAUGCGGCCAGGGACAACAAGAAGACCAGAAUCAUUCCCCGGCACCUCCAGCUGGCAGUACGAAACGACGAGGAGCUCAACAAGCUGCUGGGGGGAGUGACCAUCGCCCAAGGAGGAGUGCUGCCCAACAUUCAGGCUGUCCUCCUUCCCAAGAAGACGGAGAAACCGACCAAGAGCAAGUAAAAAACAGACAAAACAAACUGCCUAGAGGUCUGGAUUCAGCCGGGACAAAAGGUUCCCCGUGGGGCCUGCCACUUUUUUUUUUUAAAUAUUUUUUUUUUUUAUAAACAACCUUUCAAACGGGGAUGGUGUUGCUGUUUCUGCGUUAUAACUUACAGUAUCGGGACAUUUUUAUUGACUGUUGCGUUUUUUGGCUCUGGAAAAUGGAGGCACUCUGCGGGCUGGGUGGUGAUGACGGCCGUAGGGGGAAAAAAAUCCAUUCUUAAAGUGGACCAAGUAUGGGCCGGAACAUGGUUUAGUUUCGCAAUGCUGCUACGUGCAAAUGUGUUUUAUUGUUUAUGUCAUGGUGUUUCAAUAAAGAAAUCUGUUAAGUCUUUA